Molecule: messenger RNA, 9562 nt
Organism: Mandrillus leucophaeus (drill)
Lineage: Eukaryota; Metazoa; Chordata; Mammalia; Primates; Cercopithecidae
Gene: CSMD1
Product: CUB and Sushi multiple domains 1
Exons: 57
Coding region: 237-8828 (2863 amino acids)
Source: RefSeq, a predicted model, not a curated record
CACAGUGGUGAUCUGUAGCUGCGUGAGUGUAUGGAACAGCAUGCCAGCAUCAGCUCAGAUAUCAUUAUUUACACCACGUACUCCAGAAAAAGCAGGUCAUCAAACUUGCCUUUGAAGAAUUUGAGCUGGAGCGAGGCUAUGACACCCUGACAGUCGGUGAUGCUGGGAAGGUGGGAGACACCAGAUCGGUCUUGUACGUGCUCACGGGAUCCAGUGUUCCUGACCUCAUCGUGAGCAUGAGCAACCAGAUGUGGCUACAUCUGCAGUCGGAUGAUAGCAUUGGCUCACCUGGGUUUAAAGCUGUUUACCAAGAAAUUGAAAAGGGAGGGUGUGGGGAUCCUGGAAUCCCCGCCUACGGGAAGCGGACAGGCAGCAGUUUCCUCCAUGGAGACACACUCACCUUUGAAUGCCCGGCGGCCUUUGAGUUGGUGGGGGAGAGAGUUAUCACCUGUCAGCAGAACAAUCAGUGGUCUGGCAACAAGCCCAGCUGUGUAUUUUCAUGUUUCUUCAACUUUACGGCAUCAUCUGGGAUUAUUCUCUCACCAAAUUAUCCAGAGGAAUAUGGGAACAACAUGAACUGUGUCUGGUUGAUUAUCUCGGAGCCAGGAAGUCGAAUUCACCUAAUCUUUAAUGAUUUUGAUGUGGAGCCUCAAUUUGACUUUCUUGCGGUCAAGGAUGAUGGCAUUUCUGACAUAACUGUCCUGGGUACUUUUUCUGGCAAUGAAGUGCCUUCCCAGCUGGCCAGCAGUGGACAUAUAGUUCGCUUGGAAUUUCAGUCCGACCAUUCCACUACUGGCAGAGGGUUCAACAUCACUUACACCACUCCAUGUGGUGGACAUCUGACAGCGUCCAGCGGAGUCAUUUUGCCUCCUGGAUGGCCAGGGUAUUAUAAGGAUUCUUUAAAUUGUGAAUGGAUCAUUGAAGCAAAACCAGGCCACUCUAUCAAAAUAACUUUCGAUAGAUUUCAGACAGAAGUCAAUUAUGACACCUUGGAGGUCAGAGACGGGCCAGCCAGUUCAUCCCCGCUGAUCGGCGAGUACCACGGCACCCAGGCACCCCAGUUUCUCAUCAGCACCGGGAAUUUCAUGUACCUGCUCUUCACCACUGACAACAGCCGCUCCAGCAUCGGCUUCCUCAUCCACUAUGAGAGUGUGACGCUAGAGUCAGACUCCUGUCUGGACCCGGGCAUCCCUGUGAACGGCCAUCGCCACGGCAGCGACUUUGGCAUCAGAUCCACAGUAACGUUCAGCUGUGACCCGGGAUACACACUAAGUGACGACGAGCCCCUCGUCUGUGAGAGGAACCACCAGUGGAACCACGCCUUGCCCAGCUGCGACGCCCUGUGUGGAGGCUACAUCCAUGGAAAGAGUGGAACAGUCCUUUCUCCUGGGUUUCCAGAUUUUUAUCCAAACUCUCUAAACUGCACGUGGACCAUUGAAGUGUCUCACGGAAAAGGAGUUCAGAUGAUCUUUCACACCUUUCAUCUUGAGAGUUCCCACGACUAUUUACUGAUCACAGAGGACGGAAGUUUCUCCGAGCCCGUCGCCAGGCUCACUGGGUCAGUGUUACCUCAUACGAUCAAGGCAGGCUUGUUUGGAAACUUCACUGCCCAGCUUCGGUUUAUAUCAGACUUCUCAAUUUCAUACGAGGGCUUCAACAUCACGUUUUCAGAGUAUGACCUGGAGCCGUGUGAUGAUCCUGGAGUCCCUGCCUUCAGCCGAAGAAUUGGUUUUCACUUUGGUGUGGGAGACUCUCUGACGUUUUCCUGCUUCCCGGGAUAUCGCUUAGAAGGUGCAACCAAGCUUACCUGCCUGGGUGGGGGCCGCCGUGUGUGGAGUGCACCUCUGCCAAGGUGUGUGGCUGAAUGUGGAGCAAGUGUCAAAGGAAAUGAAGGAACAUUACUGUCUCCAAAUUUUCCAUCCAAUUAUGAUAAUAACCAUGAGUGUAUCUAUAAAAUAGAAACAGAAGCUGGCAAGGGUAUCCACCUCCGAGCACGAAGCUUCCAGCUGUUUGAAGGAGAUACUCUCAAGGUCUACGAUGGAAAAGACAGUUCCUCACGUCCACUGGGCACCUUCACUAAAAAUGAACUACUGAGGCUGAUCCUAAACAGCACGUCCAAUCACCUGUGGCUGGAGUUCAACACCAAUGGAUCUGACACCGACCAAGGUUUUCAACUCACCUAUACCAGUUUUGAUUUGGUAAAAUGUGAGGAUCCGGGCAUCCCUAACUAUGGCUAUAGGAUCCGUGAUGAAGGCCACUUUACUGACACUGUAGUUCUGUACAGUUGCAACCCGGGCUAUGCCAUGCAUGGCAGCAACACCCUGACCUGUUUGAGUGGAGACAGGAGAGUGUGGGACAAACCGCUACCUUCGUGCAUAGCGGAAUGUGGUGGUCAGAUCCAUGCAGCCACAUCAGGACGAAUAUUGUCCCCCGGCUAUCCAGCUCCUUAUGACAACAACCUCCACUGCACCUGGAUUAUAGAGGCAGACCCAGGAAAGACCAUUAGCCUCCAUUUCAUUGUUUUCGACACGGAGAUGGCUCAUGACAUCCUCAAGGUCUGGGACGGGCCGGUGGACAGCGACAUCCUGCUGAAGGAGUGGAGUGGCUCUGCCCUUCCCGAGGACAUCCACAGCACCUUCAACUCACUCACCCUGCAGUUCGACAGCGACUUCUUCAUCAGCAAGUCUGGCUUCUCCAUCCAGUUCUCAACGUCAAUUGCGGCCACCUGCAACGAUCCAGGUAUGCCUCAAAAUGGCACCCGCUAUGGAGACAGCAGAGAGGCUGGAGACACCAUCACAUUCCAGUGUGACCCUGGCUAUCAGCUCCAAGGACAAGCCAAAAUCACCUGUGUGCAGCUGAAUAACCGGUUCUUUUGGCAACCAGACCCUCCUACAUGCAUAGCUGCUUGUGGAGGGAAUCUGACGGGCCCAGCAGGUGUUAUUUUAUCACCCAACUACCCACAACCAUAUCCUCCUGGGAAGGAAUGUGACUGGAGAGUAAAAGUGAACCCGGACUUUGUCAUUGCUUUGAUAUUCAAAAGUUUCAACAUGGAGCCCAGCUAUGACUUCCUACACAUCUAUGAAGGGGAGGAUUCCAACAGCCCUCUCAUUGGGAGUUACCAGGGCGCUCAAGCCCCAGAAAGAAUAGAGAGUAGCGGAAACAGCCUCUUUCUGGCGUUUCGGAGUGAUGCCUCUGUGGGCUUGUCGGGGUUCGCCAUUGAAUUUAAAGAGAAACCACGGGAAGCUUGUUUUGACCCAGGAAAUAUAAUGAAUGGGACAAGAAUUGGAACAGACUUCAAGCUUGGCUCCACCAUCACUUACCAGUGUGACUCUGGCUACAAGAUUAUUGACCCCUCAUCCAUCACCUGUGUGAUUGGGGCUGAUGGGAAACCCUCCUGGGACCAAGUGCUGCCCUCCUGUAAUGCUCCCUGCGGAGGCCAGUACAUGGGAUCAGAAGGAGUAGUUUUAUCACCAAACUACCCCCAUAAUUACACAGCUGGUCAAAUAUGCCUCUAUUCCAUAACGGUACCAAAGGAAUUCGUGGUCUUUGGACAGUUUGCCUAUUUCCAGACAGCCCUAAAUGAUUUGGCUGAAUUAUUCGAUGGAACCCAUGCACAGGCCAGACUUCUCAGCUCGCUCUCUGGGUCUCACUCAGGGGAAACAUUGCCCUUGGCUACGUCAAAUCAAAUUCUGCUCCGAUUCAGUGCGAAGAGCGGUGCCUCUGCCAGGGGCUUCCACUUCGUGUAUCAAGCUGUUCCUCGUACCAGCGACACCCAGUGCAGCUCUGUCCCUGAGCCCAGAUACGGAAGGAGAAUCGGUUCUGAGUUUUCGGCAGGCUCCAUCGUCCGAUUCGAGUGCAACCCGGGAUACCUGCUUCAGGGUUCCACGGCGCUCCACUGCCAGUCUGUGCCCAAUGCCUUGGCGCAGUGGAACGACACGAUCCCCAGCUGUGUGGUACCAUGCAGUGGUAAUUUCACUCAGCGAAGAGGUACAAUUCUGUCCCCUGGCUACCCUGAGCCCUACGGAAACAACUUGAACUGUGUAUGGAAGAUCAUAGUUACGGAGGGCUCGGGAAUUCAGAUCCAAGUGAUCAGUUUUGCCACGGAACAAAACUGGGACUCCCUUGAGAUCCACGACGGUGGGGACGUGACCGCACCCAGACUGGGAAGCUUCUCAGGCACCACGGUACCAGCACUGCUGAACAGUACUUCCAACCAACUCUACCUGCAUUUCCAAUCGGACAUUAGUGUGGCAGCUGCUGGUUUCCACCUGGAAUACAAAACUGUCGGUCUCGCUGCAUGCCAAGAACCAGCCCUCCCCAGCAACAGCAUCAAAAUCGGAGAUCGGUACAUGGUGAACGACGUGCUCUCCUUCCAGUGCGAGCCUGGGUACACCCUGCAGGGCCGUUCCCACAUUUCCUGUAUGCCAGGGACUGUUCGCCGUUGGAACUAUCCGUCUCCCCUCUGCAUUGCCACCUGUGGAGGGACGCUGAACACUUUGGGCGGUGUAAUCCUGAGCCCCGGCUUCCCAGGUUCCUACCCCAACAACUUAGACUGCACCUGGAGGAUCUCUUUACCCGUCGGCUAUGGUGCCCAUAUUCAGUUUCUGAAUUUCUCUACCGAAGCUAAUCAUGACUUCCUUGAAAUUCAAAACGGACCUUACCACACCAGCCCCAUGAUUGGACAAUUUAGCGGCACGGAUCUCCCCGCGGCCCUGCUGAGCACGACGCAUGAAACCCUCAUCCACUUUUACAGUGACCAUUCGCAAAACCGGCAAGGAUUUAAACUUGCUUACCAAGCCUAUGAAUUACAGAACUGUCCAGAUCCACCCCCAUUUCAGAAUGGGUACAUGAUCAACUCGGAUUACAGUGUGGGGCAAUCAAUAUCUUUCGAGUGUUAUCCUGGGUACAUUCUAAUAGGCCAUCCUGUGCUCACUUGUCAGCAUGGGAUCAACAGAAACUGGAACUACCCUUUUCCAAGAUGUGAUGCCCCUUGUGGGUACAAUGUAACUUCUCAGAAUGGCACCAUCUACUCCCCUGGCUUUCCUGAUGAGUAUCCGAUCCUGAAAGACUGCAUUUGGCUCAUCACGGUGCCUCCCGGGCACGGAGUUUACAUCAACUUCACCCUGUUACAGACGGAAGCUGUGAACGAUUACAUUGCUGUUUGGGAUGGUCCCGAUCAGAACUCACCCCAGCUGGGAGUUUUCAGUGGCAACACAGCCCUCGAAACGGCAUAUAGUUCCACCAACCAAGUCUUGCUCAAGUUCCACAGCGACUUUUCAAAUGGAGGCUUCUUUGUCCUCAAUUUCCACGCAUUUCAGCUCAAGAAAUGUCAACCUCCCCCAGCGGUUCCACAGGCAGAAAUGCUUACUGAGGAUGAUGAUUUUGAAAUAGGAGAUUUUGUGAAGUACCAGUGCCACCCCGGGUACACCUUGGUGGGGACCGACACUCUGACCUGCAAGCUCAGUUCCCAGUUGCAGUUUGAAGGUUCUCUCCCAACAUGUGAAGGUUCUUCUGGGCAAAGUCCUCUCCUAGUAGUCUUAAGUGGGAAUCAUACUGAACAAUCAAAUUUUACAAGCAGGAGUAAUCAGUUAUAUCUCCGCUGGUCCACUGACCAUGCCACCAGUAAGAAAGGAUUCAAGAUUCGCUAUGCAGCACCUUACUGCAGUCUGACCCACCCCUUGAAGAACGGGGGUAUUCUAAACAGGACUGCAGGAGCGGUCGGAAGCAAAGUGCAUUAUUUUUGCAAGCCUGGAUACCGAAUGAUCGGCCACAGCAACGCAACCUGUAGACGAAACCCACUUGGCAUGUACCAGUGGGACUCCCUCACGCCCCUCUGCCAGGCUGUGUCCUGUGGAAUCCCAGAAUCCCCAGGAAAUGGUUCAUUUACCGGGAACGAGUUCACUUUGGACAGUAAAGUGGUCUAUGAAUGUCACGAGGGCUUCAAGCUUGAACCCAGCCAGCAAGCAACAGCCGUGUGUCAAGAAGAUGGGCUGUGGAGUAACAAGGGGAAGCUGCCCACUUGUAAGCCGGUCCCUUGCCCCAGCAUUGAAACUCAGCUCUCAGAACAUGUCAUCUGGAGGCUGGUUUCAGGAUCCUUGAAUGAGUAUGGCGCUCAAGUAUUGCUGAGCUGCAGUCCUGGUUACUACUUAGAGGGCCGGAGGCUUGCGCAGUGCCAGGCCAAUGGGACGUGGAACAUAGGAGACGAGAGGCCAGGCUGUCGAGUUAUCUCGUGUGGAAGUCUUUCCUUUCCCCCAAAUGGCAACAAGAUUGGAACGCUGACAGUUUAUGGGGCCACAGCUAUAUUUACGUGCAACACUGGCUACACACUUGUGGGAUCUCAUGUCAGAGAGUGCUUGGCAAAUGGGCUCUGGAGUGGCACCGAAACUCGAUGUCUGGCUGGCCACUGCGGUUCCCCAGACCCAAUUGUGAAUGGUCACAUUAGUGGAGAUGGUUUCAGUUACAGAGACACUGUGGUUUACCAGUGCAAUCCUGGUUUCCGGCUCGUGGGAACUUCCGUGAGGAUAUGCCUGCAAGACCAUAAGUGGUCUGGACAAACGCCUGUCUGUGUCCCCAUCACAUGUGGUCACCCUGGAAACCCUGCCCACGGAUUCACUAAUGGCAGCGAGUUCAACCUGAAUGACGUCGUGAAUUUCACCUGUAACACGGGCUAUUUGCUGCAGGGCGCGUCUCGAGCCCAGUGUCGGAGCAACGGCCAGUGGAGUAGCCCUCUGCCCACGUGUCGAGCUAUAUCAUGCGGACACCCAGGGGUCCCUGCCAAUGCCAUCCUGACUGGAGAGCUGUUUACAUACGGCGCCACCGUGCGCUACUCAUGCAGAGGGAGCCAGAGUCUCAUAGGCAAUGACACGAGAGUGUGCCAGGAAGACAGUCACUGGAGCGGGGCACUGCCCCACUGCACAGGAAAUAAUCCUGGAUUCUGUGGUGAUCCGGGAACCCCAGCACAUGGGUCUCGGCUUGGGGAUGAAUUUAAGACAAAGAGUCUUCUCCGCUUCUCCUGUGAAAUGGGGCACCAGCUGAGGGGCUCCCCUGAACGCACGUGUUUGCUCAAUGGGUCAUGGUCAGGACUGCAGCCGGUGUGCGAGGCUGUGUCCUGUGGCAACCCUGGCACGCCCACCAACGGAAUGAUCGUCAGUAGUGAUGGCAUUCUGUUCUCCAGCUCGGUCAUCUAUGCCUGCUGGGAAGGCUACAAGACUUCAGGGCUCAUGACGCGGCAUUGCACAGCCAAUGGGACCUGGACAGGCACUGCUCCCGACUGCACAAUUAUAAGUUGUGGGGAUCCAGGCACACUAGCAAAUGGCAUCCAGUUCGGGACCGACUUCACCUUCAACCAGACUGUGAGCUAUCAGUGUAACCCUGGCUAUCUCAUGGAACCGGUCACAUCCGCCACUAUUCGCUGUACCAAAGACGGCACAUGGAAUCAGAGCAAACCCGUCUGCAAAGCCGUGCUGUGUCCUCAGCCGCCACCCGUGCAGAAUGGAACAGUGGAGGGGACUGAUUUCCGCUGGGGCUCCAGCAUAAGUUACAGCUGCGUGGACGGUUACCAGCUCUCUCACUCUGCCAUCCUCUCCUGUGAAGGUCGCGGGGUGUGGAAAGGAGAGGUCCCCCAGUGCCUGCCUGUGUUCUGCGGAGACCCUGGCAUCCCCGCCGAAGGGCGACUUAGUGGGAAAAGUUUCACCUAUAAGUCCGAAGUCUUCUUCCAGUGCAAAUCUCCAUUUAUACUCGUGGGAUCUUCAAGAAGAAUCUGCCAAGCUGACGGCAUGUGGAGCGGCAUACAACCUGCGUGCAUUGAUCCUGCUCAUAACACCUGCCCAGACCCUGGCACGCCACACUUUGGAAUACAGAAUAGCUCCAGAGGCUAUGAGGUUGGAAGCACGGUUUUUUUCAGGUGCAGAAAAGGCUACCAUAUUCAAGGUUCCACGACUCGCACCUGCCUUGCCAAUUUAACAUGGAGUGGGAUACAGACCGAAUGUAUACCUCAUGCCUGCAGACAGCCAGAAACCCCGGCGCACGCAGACGUGAGAGCCAUCGAUCUUCCUACUUUCGGCUACACCUUAGUGUACACUUGCCAUCCAGGCUUCUUCCUCGCAGGUGGAUCUGAGCACAGAACCUGUAAAGCAGACAUGAAAUGGACAGGAAAGUCGCCUGUGUGUAAAAUUCCUUCAGACGUCUUUUUCGUCAAUUCAGUGUGGAAGGGAUAUUAUGAAUAUUUAGGGAAAAGGCAACCCGCCACUCUAACUGUUGACUGGUUCAAUGCCACAAGCAGUAAGGUGAAUGCCACCUUCAGUGAAGCCUCGCAAGUGGAGCUGAGGUUGACAGGCGUUUACAAGAAGGAGGAGGCCCACUUACUCCUAAAAGCUUUUCAAAUUAAAGGUCCGGCAGAUAUUUUUGUAAGCAAGUUUGAAAAUGACAACUGGGGACUAGAUGGUUACGUAUCAUCUGGACUUGAAAGAGGAGGAUUUACCUUUCAAGGUGACAUUCAUGGAAAAGACUUUGGAAAAUUUAAGCUAGAAAGGCAAGAUCCCUUAAACCCAGAUCAAGACUCUUCGAAUCAUUACCACGGCACCAGCAGUGGCUCUGUGGCGGCUGCCAUUCUGGUUCCUUUCUUUGCUCUAAUUUUAUCAGGGUUUGCAUUUUACCUCUACAAACACAGAACGAGACCAAAAGUUCAAUACAAUGGCUAUGCUGGGCAUGAAAACAGCAAUGGACAAGCAUCGUUUGAAAACCCCAUGUAUGAUACAAACUUAAAACCCACAGAAGCCAAGGCUGUGAGGUUUGACACAACUCUGAACACAGUCUGUACAGUGGUAUAGCCCUCAGUGCCCCAACAGGACUGAUUCAUAGCCAUACCUCUGAUGGACAAGCAGUGAUUCCUUUGGUGCCAUAUACCACUCUCCCUUCCACUCUGGCUUUACUGCAGCGAUCUUCAACCUUGUCUACUGGCAUACGUGCAGCGGGGAUCUCUACUGAAAUGUGCCAGAGUCUUCUGCGGAUCAAAGUACACCUGCGUUUUCAUUCCGAAAGUGGGUUCUAAAUGCCUGGCUGCACCUGUCUGAAAUCAAGGCACACUCCAGGAAGACUGCCACGUCACGCCGACACGUCGUACUCAAUGCCUCAGACUUUCGUAUUUCUGUGUUGCUGGGAUGCCUUUCAAUGCAAUCUUCUGGGCUCGUGGAUCUGUCCUUCGGGUGCGGUGACAAAAUGGUAGCACCACAAUAUGUGUUCUCUUGUGCGUGUGUGUGUGUGGUUUUUUUUAACCCCCAUGAACGUGAAUACUUUGAGAAAAAUAAAACAAGCUUUCUGGAAGAAGACACCUUUCUGAUAGAGGCACACACCUACAAAGGCUUCACUCUGUCCUUCCGAGACCUGGCAAGCUUUGAGGACCUCACGGCUCCCCUGUGUGUUCAUCUCUAGGGAUGUCUGCAAAUUUCCCAAUCAGCUGUUCUGUCGCAGAAUGUUUGAUGCACAAUUUUUUGCACUAGUGUGUUAUGAAUGACUGCAUAAGAUUCUGAUAAAAAAUAAAUUAUUUACACAGGGUUUAUACACA